AUAGGCCUAUACAUUAUCUACAAACAUUACACACAUAAAGAGUAGAAAUGCAAGGCGUCAUUAUGCGCAAAUUGUUAUUAGAAUUAUCAAUUAAAUAUUUUUGAAAACAGCAAAAUAAACAAAUUGAGCUGGUUUCCCACAAAAACUAAAUGGUUCCCCAACAAACUAAAUAAUAAAUAACUAUAAAUUAACAGACAACUAAAACCACUAAACGUUUCAGUAAAUGUAAUAAAUUAAUAAUUGUUGUUAAACGGAAAUGCAAAAAGGCAUAAAAUAGGUACCAAUUAUUGUUAUUGUUUCGGCAAAUACUUUAAUAAAAGUAAUAAAUUGACUCUUAUUAAGCUGCCAAUCACGUUGAAAUCAUGCUCACGCAGGAUCUUUGACUGAAUUUAGGCCACGCCCCCUCAACGAACAAUGGCCGUCAGCAAAGAACCAAAGCACAUUUGCAGGUACAGCAAGAACAAUGCAGUAAUGCCACACAAUGACACGUUUACUGUAAACAGAAGAUUUAAAGGACCUAUAACGCAUAAAACCAGCUCUCCUGAUUCUAGUCCAGCAGCUAAGUCAAUUGAGACUCAUUUAGAAAGGUGCACGCGAUUAGAGAGGGAAAAUGUUGAGGUGAAAAAUAAGCUGAAAAAGAUGAAGAACUAUUGCAGGGAGUGCAAAACAGAUCUGCAGAGAUUUGUGAAGAGAUUUAAUGAGUUCAAAAACAUCAACAAAGAGCUGGACUCAAAGAACAAACAGCUGCUUAUCAAAAACCAGCAAAUGAGGCAAAGAGUUACAGAUGUCUUAAUGGAGAAAAGACCUCAAUUUGAAGACUUAGAGAAGGUCACAGGUCAAGAGAAGACGCAACUUACUGGGACAAUUAUUCAACUCCAACGAAAGGUAAAACACUUGACAGAACAAGUCAGGGAAACUUACAAAAUCCAAACUGAGACUCCACAAGAUUCACAAAGCCAAGAGAAAAAGACCCAACUACAGCAAGAAAACAAGACCUUAAGAGAGACACUGGAGCACAACAGACAGGUGUUAAAAGAUGCUGAGCUUAGAGCAGAGAGAUCACGGAUAGAGAAAGAUGAACUGGAGAAAUGCUUGCUCACCGUGCAGACUGAGAAAAAUUUACUGCGACAGGAAGUGACACAGCUCCAUAAGGAAUAUAUGAGCCUUACUAACAGAAUCUUACUGCAGCUGCAAGAGAAUAAGAAAGCUAAAGUCAAGGAUGUAAUGAAACAGCAGGCUUUUAGGGACACCAGUAGAGAAGCAUGCAUUACAAAUCACCACAGCAAAGCUAUACACAGUUCAGCACUGUGUAGGAUGAAGCCGAUGAAGAUGUUAUAUGAGGAUGAGAGAGAUACAAAAACUUGGAAACCUGAAGGACAGUAGUCUUUCUCCCUUAAAAGAUUGUAAAUUGCAUUGUUAUUAUUUUUAUUCUGAUUUGAACUUUACUGAAAAAUUGUCAAGUUAGUAAAAUAUUUUUUUUGUCUUUGACAGUGCUCUUGCAUUAAAGAUGAUAUUUGUUUAUUGUG
Molecule: messenger RNA, 1526 nt
Organism: Misgurnus anguillicaudatus (oriental weatherfish)
Lineage: Eukaryota; Metazoa; Chordata; Actinopteri; Cypriniformes; Cobitidae
Gene: ccdc110
Source: RefSeq, a predicted model, not a curated record